Molecule: messenger RNA, 1414 nt
Organism: Blastocystis hominis
Lineage: Eukaryota; Bigyra; Opalinata; Blastocystidae
Exons: 6
Coding region: 1-1341 (446 amino acids)
Biological process (GO): formation of translation preinitiation complex; positive regulation of translational fidelity
Cellular component (GO): eukaryotic translation initiation factor 2 complex; cytosol
Molecular function (GO): translation initiation factor activity; tRNA binding; GTP binding
Source: RefSeq, a predicted model, not a curated record
AUGUGUGAGCAAUUAACCGACAUUGACUGGGAAAAAUUGUCCCCCGACAACCCAGAUAUUAUGCAGUACCAAGCUACGAUCAACAUCGGAACGAUUGGUCAUGUCGCUCACGGUAAGUCUACGGUAGUGCGAGCUAUUUCCGGAGUUCAGACGAUUCGUUUUAAGAACGAGAUGGUGCGAAAUAUUACAAUCAAGCUAGGUUAUGCAAAUGCAAAGAUUUACAAGUGCGACAAUCCCGACUGUCCUGCUCCUGACUGCUACGCUUCUUACAGUUCCGAUAAAGAGCUUCAUCCCAAAUGUCAGCGUCCUGGCUGUGGCGGCACGAUGAACCUGCUUCGUCACAUCUCGUUCGUGGACUGCCCUGGCCACGACGUGUUAAUGGCCACCAUGCUGAGCGGCGCUGCGGUCAUGGACGCCGCCCUCCUGCUCAUCGCCGGCAACGAGCCCUGCCCGCAGCCGCAGACGAGCGAGCACUUAGCAGCCGUGGAGAUCAUGAAGCUGCAGAACCUGAUCAUCCUCCAGAACAAGAUUGAUCUGAUCAAACGCGAGCAAGCGCUGGUCCAAUUCGACAGCAUCCGCAAGUUCGUGUCGGGCACGGUGGCCGAGAAGGCGCCGAUCAUCCCCAUCUCCGCGCAGCUGAAGUACAACAUCGACGUGGUGUGCGAGUACAUCGUGAACACGAUCCCUCUGCCCGUCCGCGACUACGCCUCCGCGCCCCAGAUGAUCGUCAUCCGCUCCUUCGACGUCAACAAGCCCGGCCAGCGCGCCGAGGAGCUCAAGGGCGGCGUGGCUGGAGGCUCCAUCCUCAAGGGCGUGCUGCAGCUCGGCGACGAGAUCGAGAUCCUGCCGGGGCUGGUGAGCAAGGACGCGCAGGGCGUGGUCAAGUGUGUGCCCAUCUUGGCGCGCGUGGAGUCGCUGCACGCGGAGAAGAACACGCUGCGGUACGCCGUGCCGGGAGGACUGAUCGGUGUGGGGACGAAGAUUGACCCGACUUUGACAAGAGGUGACCGGCUGGUGGGACAGGUGCUGGGACACAAGGGGAAGCUGCCGAGCGUGUUCACGGAGAUCAACGUGACGUUCUAUCUGCUGCGUCGACUGCUGGGCGUGAACGAGCAGGAGGCGGACGGGAAGGCGAAGGUGACGAAGCUGGUCCGCGGCGAGGUGCUGAUGGUGAAUAUUGGGUCGACCAGCACGGGAGGACGCGUGGUGAGCGUGAAGAACGAGACGGCGCAGAUCGCGCUGACGAAGCCGGUGUGCACGCAGGAGGGAGAGAAGAUCGCGCUGAGUCGGCGAAUCUCGAACCAUUGGAGAUUGAUCGGAUGGGGACAGAUCGUGCAUUGAGGAACCAGGGGCGAGUGUUUGUUGGAUGAAUUCGCGUGGGUCAACGAGAAGGGGAGGAAAGUGGAAUGGAUUG